CGUCCCGAGCUUCGGGCUAGGCUGGUCGGCUGGUCAUUCCGACCCCCAGUCGGGCGACGUGGCACCACACGGCCAGUUGCUAAAAUCAAUUCCGGGCGCAGAGCAGAAAAGGGAAGGAAGGAAACGAAGAGACGGCCCUCGAAAUAACGCGGCGUUGAAUUUUGAGUGGACGACUUUCUUCAAGUACAUUUGCACGAUCUGCACCUCGCUCAGCAAUGGAAUCCCAGGAGCAAAGUAAUCUCGGUGCCGAGUCAAAACCGUCAAAUAGCGAUGAACCGGGAGGGAGCGCUUAUGAAGAAAAGUUAGCCAAACUGCAGAAAUAUUUACCAUUCUUGAAUGAAACCAUUGCAAAAUUAGAGGCCAGUAAAGAUAAAGUGAGAGCUUCACAGUUGGGUAAAAUGAAGAAUCUGCAGCAGAUUCUCACUUCCCCAAAGCAGAGGAUGCGGAUUGAUACUUUGGAUAGAUGUGAGGAAGUUUUAAAGAAACUACAGGAAAAGUUAAAGUCUACUAUAUCCACCGACAAGGUGGAGUCAAAAAAUAUUGUCAAGACUGAACCAGAUGAUGUUACGGAAUCUCCCGCCAGUCCUCCUCAGUCAGAUCUCAACCCUCCUAGAUCUGCACCAAAAAUAAUUCCAGUGGAGAGGUGUGCAACUGUGGAAAGGGACUACUCUCAGGCAGAAGAAGGAUCAAGCUUGGAAGCAAGCAGGAGUCGCCUGAAAGGCCUUAUGCUUAAGACUGACUUAAAGACAUCGUCUUCAACUCCAUCCCCACAAAUUCCUGGAUUAGAUAUGGUUUUCCCCAGUCAGGAUUCAACAGCUUAUAGUCAUUCAUCACAUGAUAAUAGUCUUAAGUCUCCAACUGAAUCAGAAAAACUUAACAAAAAUUAUUCUCAUCCAACUCCAUUAAGAGAAGAAUGGCCUCGCUUAGAGACUUCUAUUCAAAGUCAACCAAGCUCAAAUGAUUGGCCUGCUGCAAGAGAUGUUGAUGAGCGAAGACUGAAUAGAGAUCUUGAUUAUAGACAUUCAAGAACAGAUGUAGAUCAUAGACAACUCCCAGGAAGUGACCGGCAUGGCAUGCAAGUGCAUUCUGUUAUGAGUCAUCCUCCCUUGUUUCCUCCCUCCUUGAACCAUUUAACACCAAAGCCUGCACUUCUUCCUCGUCACAUGCCAACUCACAAUAUGAGCUAUAACUCAUGUUCUUCAUCUGUGCAGGAGAUCACUAGGUGUGCUGAUAAAGUGGUUCUUGAAACUAAAACCUCUCAUCAAACAAUUACUUUUGCAAGUGCGAGUAGUAAAUCACCUUUGCUUCCAACUCCUCUAGAUGCAUUAGAACGAGCUGGCAACCAGUCUCGACAUUUAUCUCAACAAAGAGAAGUGUAUGAUACAACCUGUAAUUCCCCAUAUCUACCUUCAAAAUCCUUACCUAGCUCUACUUCUCAUUUGACAGAUCGGAAGAGUAUUCUGCCGGUUUCUUCUAGCUCCCUUCCUCAUAAUGCUCCUCAGGGUGAAAGUGUCAAACCUAGUGCAAGAGAGAGAAUCAUGCUGAGGCUUGAUCAAGUAGAGAAAUUAGGUGUUAGCAGUGGUGGUGCUCUACGAAAAUUGAAAGCAGAUAUUGAGAAAGGAAAAAGAAGGCCCGGAGAGACAGAGCUGUCUACCAAUGAAGAAGCAUGCCAAAGAUCCUUAGAUGUACCAUUAAGACAAAUUGACCCCCGUCUUGAAAAGGAACAGAGAAGAAGUUCCUUGGAUGAAGAGGCUCAGAAGUACAGAAAUGCUGCUAGAGGUCAUGAUCCCCCCAUGGGGCUUAGCUCUUCAGCCUUACCCCCAAAUAUGCCUAAUUUUUCUGGCCAUCCUCUUCCAUUUGGUAGUUCUCAGCCAGGUUCUGUGCAAUGGAAUCAGUCACAUACCAGUUCUCCACAUGGGAGAACAAUGUUUCAAGGCCAGCAGAGUGUAAUGAAUACAUAUUGGCAGAGCACUUGCUCAGUGAAACAGAUGAAUACUGUUACGACAGCUCAUGAUUUAGGAAUGCGAUAUCAGCCAAAAAUUCGACAAGGAAAAUCCAUGAAUACACAAUAUGAGAGAAGUAUACCAGGCAAUAUCUUAAAGCCCAAUGAGGAAAGGUUUGUAGGGCAGAGAGAACCUGAAAUCCAUAGAAGAGAAAAUGAAACCCACCAUGGCCCUGGGAAAAGACCCUUAGACCCUCGGUUAGCUUCUAUGAAACCCUUAGAGGAAAAGAAACAUUCUGAUAGCAAGAAUGCUGAUAUUAACUCUAAAAGAAAAGAGAAAACCAAAGGUAAAGAUGAAAGUGAUUUCUCUUCUCCCCUCGGCAGUAUUUAUCAUGAAGAAAAGAGAAACAAGACUGGUCAAGGAUAUGGGUUACAGAGCUACAAAAUCCCUAAACGCCCUAAAGAGCCCAGUCCUCCUAAAGAUGUAGCCCAAUCAUCUAAAAAUGUGAUUGAAUCUCGUAUUACAGCUAGGGAUCCUAGAUUAUCCAAAGUAUUACCUCAACUACUUAGUCCAGAGUCUGUCAAAGAAACCUCAUUUUCUUCUGAUCUCUGUAACAAACCACUGACUGAAAGUUUAUCAGCAGAUGCACAAUUUGAUGAUAAACUUGAACAAGAAAAUAAUGAGCAAACAAACUCCAACUAUAAAGCCCAAACAAAAAGCCCGUCUCCCUCCCCAGACACUCAUGCUGGGAGCAAUUCUCUCACUGUUGGAAAUCCCCCAGAUACCAAUGCUGGAGAUUUAAAUGUUAGCAGUAGUGGCACUCACUCUCUCAAAGCUGGUAAGAAUGCUGAUCAAGAGACUCGAAGUCCAUCACCACAGAGAGCUUUAUCUCGCACCCGUAGUCCCAAUAAUUACAGAACUUCAAGGGCAAGGAGCCGUUCUAGAUCACGAGGAAGAAGCAUUUCUAGAAGUAGAGGUAGAAGUCGUUCACGAGGCAGAUCUUCUGUGAGAAGUUCUUCAAAGCCAAGAGGGGGCAGUCCAUCUAGAUCAAGGAGGAGGAGUAGAUCUACUUCCAGAAAUAGGCUUAGAGAUAGGAGUUCUUCCUAUUCAAGAAAUAGAAGAAGUAGGUCUAGAGCAAAAUCUCGAGGGCGUAGUACAUCAAGAACAAGGUCUAGAGGUCGAAGUACUUCCAGGUCUCGAGCUAAGUCAAGGGGAAGAAGCUCAUCGAGAUCCAGAGCCAAAUCACGGGGAAGAAGCUCAUCCAGAUCCAGAGCCAAGUCACGAGGAAGAAGCUCAUCAAGAUCCAGAGGUAAAUCACGAGGAAGGAGCCCGUCAAGAACUAGAGCCAACUCAAGGGGGCGAAGUACAUCUAGAAGUAGAGCCAAUUCAAGGGGGCGAAGCACAUCAAGAACUAGAGCCAACUCAAGGGGGCGAAGUACAUCAAGAACUAGAGCCAAAUCUAGAGGCAGAAGCUCAUCAAGAACGAGGGCCAAAUCUAGAGGGAGAAGUCCAUCAAGAUCCAGAGCUAGGUCUAGGGGCAGAAGCGUGUCCAGAUCAAGAGGACACAGUAGAGACAGAAGCCCCUCAAGAUCCCGAUAUAUACCAAGAGCUAAAGAGAGAAGUUCUUCAAGGUCUAGAACAGGUUCAAAUCGAAGAAGCUCCCCAUAUUCAAAACCAAAAUCUAGUGAAGAGUUCUUAAAAUCUAGGGGUAGACAUUCCAGAUCCCGAUCAGACUCAAGGACUAGAACAAGCCCAUCUCGUUCUAGAGCUAAAUCAGUUGUUAGAGAUCAACGUAAGUCAAGAGGUCGCAGUCAUUCAUCUGAUUCUGAUAAAAUUUCAUUGGCAGAGCGCUGGAAAAGAAAUCAAAGUCCAUCUCCAGACAGGCAAGCAGCUGGAACAAAAAUUAUUUCUGGAGCUAGGAGAAGAAGUGUGUCAUCAGAUAGUAAUAAGUCUCGAGAUUCCUCCUCUAUUAUUUCGCAAGCGAUAUCUAGAACCAGAUCACAAGGUCGAUCAAGGGGUAGAUCCAAUGCUCGAUCGAGAUCUCCCGAUCAGUCACGAAGGAGUGUAUCUAGAGAGAGCGCAAAAGAUACUAAGAAGGCAGCAGCAUCUUCAAGAUCCUCUUCAUGCUCUGGCAGAAGUUCACCUCUAUUCCCUAAAGGUAGAUCAAGGUCCCGAUCUCCUUCCAAAGAACUGAAUUUUGACAAACUGUUAAGAAAGGAUCAACCUUUAGUGACAGAUGUUCCUCCCUUGAGUGUGGAUAAAGAAAGUGCCAUUAAAACGUCACAACUUGAGAAGGACACUGAUGUCAGUUCUUCUUUAAUUGAGAAUGUCUGUUCUGCUGUGGAUGUAGUUGUGGAUGUCCCUACAUCCACGUCAGAAAACAUCCCUGAAUUACCUUUUAAAGGGGAUGCUGGAAGUUCAUCUGAAGCACAUGAUGGGAACAAAAGUUCAAAGCCCUCAAGCUCGCAACUGGAGGCUGUUGGAACAUCUGUAGAACCAGGGAACAUCAUUGUUGGGCUUAUUAAAACUCUGGCUAGUCAGGAUUUGUUUAAGCAGACAAGUUUAAUUGAGCUAGCUGCCCUGGCUGCUAGUCAGCUUCCAGAAGAUAAGCGUAACAAGGUUUUAGAAAUAUUUAGAGAAAAUACUGGAGAGGCUCCCAAAGAAGAACAAUCAAAACCUCUGGAGAGUGGUUUCAAGGAAGAUUUGAAGCAUUUUAAAAACGAGGUAGAACAGAAGGGUGACCCAAUUGUGCCAAAUGCAACAUCUGAGUCUGAGACCAGCUCCACCACAAAAAAAGGGAGAAAGAAGAAACAGUCUGUUAAAGCCAAAAGUGCUAAAAAUACUCCAAGUGAUGGCCUGCAGAAGUCUGAGACUUCACCUGAAGCUUCAGAGAAGCAAAAAAAGAAAAGGGGGAAAAAUGAACUGGAGAAACUGCAUGAAGACAUAAGAGAAAUGUUUAUUAGCAGAGAAGUUGUAACUGCAACAGGUCAAAGAAGUUGCCGCAUGCGCAAAGAAGGUAAAGACACCUUCCAACCACCUAAGAGCCGUCCUGGUUCAGCAGAUGAGAAAGCAAGGCCCUCACGUAGUAAAUAUCGUUAUGAAAAUGUCAUGGAUUUUUCUGAUGAUAGUCCCUGCAAGGACCAAAUUUCAUUGGAUACCACUGGAAGUACAUCAGAUUGUCAGACAAUUGCUGACAUCAACAAAAAAAUUAGGUCUUCAAGUGAGAGUGAGGAUGAUAUGCCUUCAUCUAAGUGUCAAAGAACAAGUCCAGAUUCCUCAAACCCAGUGUUUAAAAGAAGGAAUAAAACAAAUUUCAUAGAAUCUGAUACUGAAUCUGAUUCGGCCGUCAAUGAAAUGGAAAGUCCCAAGCAACCUAAGAUUUUUAAUGAUAAGUCAGUAGAUAUGCGAUCUGGAAGUAGGAAUGUUGCUAGGAGAGGUCGAAAAAUUGGCUCAGUUUCCAGAGAUCAAAUGAAGAUGAGAGAGGAAGUGUAUACUCCUUCUUAUGAUGGUGACUGUGAUGAGGGGGAAGAAGAUGAAUCAAAAAUUGAGGACAAAGAUAUGUCUCAGAUAGAUACAAGUAAUAUAAUUCAGAUUGAAGGUGCUGGCAGUAAGCUAACUCGCAAUCAACUAAAAUUACUCAAAAAUCCAGAGGACCUUAAAAUAGCUACAAAGAGAGCUCUAAACUCCUCACGAGAGUACUCUGAAUGUGAUAGUGACACAUCAAAAUCUUUGGAGCUUUAUGGGAGCUUUCCAUUUUCUCCCGUUAAAAAAAAGAGGAAAAUAAAAAAACCCUCUGGGGUGUUACAGAAAACAGCAGAUGUGAAGACCCUUCAUGAUGCUACUGAUUCCUUGAUUUCCGAUGAAAGCUUUGUACUUGGUUCAACAUCUGAGUCGGUGAAUGAAGAGAAUUGUCUCAAUACAUCAGUUGGGAGUGAUUAUGUUGUUCACACAAUAGACGGUCCUUCAGAAAACAACAGUGAUGUUGAAAUGCCAGAAGCCCCACUUAUUUCGGGGGCAGAGCAUCCCCUCGCUCUGAAAAUGGAGGUUGUUGGUGCUGAUGAUCCUAUUUCUCCUGGGAAUCAAGAAUACCAUAAAGACCUUGAGUACACUGUUACAUCAGCUGGAGACAGAGCUUCUUGCAAAAUUUGCAAAUUUUCUGGCAAGACAAUUGUUGGACACUAUUUAUCUAGCCAUCCGUCUGAUGAGGUUUUGAUCUCCCGUCUCUCAAAGAGUUUAGCCGAUCAAGCCAAAGCAAAUGUCUGUGAUUAUAGUGAAAGUGAAUCCAAAAAAUUUACUGCAAAGAAAAGACUAUCAGCUCCCUUGAAGUGUCUUAUUUGCAAAUUUAUGGCCACUAAUUUUAUGCGUCUGUAUGAACAUGUUUCAACUCAUACUGGUGAAUAUCGUUACUCUUGUACUCAAUGCAAUUACAAAGCAGCUCAAAGAAUCUCUUUAAAAGCCCACAGAAAGGUACGACAUCCUAAUACAGAGGUGAAAGACUUGUGCAGUGUAUCUCAAAUGGAAGAAGGAUCAACUUCAAAACUUCUAUUAGCAUACCUUUGCUCUGAAUGUAAUUACUUUCAGCUGCGUAAAUCAAAUCUCAUGAACCAUAUUCAGAGAUACCAUCUCAAUUCUCCUUCAGCUGAAGCUAUUCGAAUAUGUAUAUCUGAAAAGGGAUCAUUUAAGACACAGGCUGUUACCAACAAAAAGAAAGACGUGAGUGAGGACUUGACGCUCAGGGAAGUUUCAGGGGAACUCUCUUCAGACUCAGAGCUUACAAUGCUCGAAAAUGUGGUGUCUGACUGUCAGCCUGGGGUAUCUGAUUAUCAAGCUCAGGCUAAAAUGGCAAGAGAUCCCUUGCUAGUGACUAAUGAAAGAGAAUUAUUGCACGGAGAGGGAGAAGAAUCAACUAUAGAAUCUGCUCAUGCAGAAAAAGAUCCCAUCAGUGAUGAGCCUGACAUAUUAGAAAUUCUCAUUCCCUCUACAACCAAGAAACCUUCUACCCCUGUUGAAAUGAGUAUAUUUAUUGGGUCAGAGCACAAUACUGAUGAUGACAAAAAGUUGCAGGAAGAUAGGAAGAAACUCUUGGAAGACGCUGGUUCAAAGAUAAGAGAGAGGCCCAAAAUACGAAGCUCUAUGUCUGAAAAACUUGCUCAGCGUCUGAAUUGUGGUCAAUCAACCAGUCCAAUAAGUCCUAAAGAUGUUGCUCGGAAAGAGGUUUCAACAGAGAGUUCAGUUGACACACAGCCACUUCAAGUCAGAACCAAUUUAAGAACGACUCCUGCGAGACUUGCCCAGAAGUCCACUGAGAACUCAGAGAAAAGACCUGGGAAAGGGACACCUCGGACUGCAUCUAUUAUAGAUCUUGAAAGUGUUGUUUCCAGUGAGGUUCCGGAUGAAGUCAAAGCACCUCUGCCCUCUAGUACCUUACAAAGUACACUGCAGCGCAUGCAAACCACCAUUGAGUCUCCUGUAUCUACACCAUCAACUAGCCUUGUAUCUUCCCCAUCAUCAGUUACUCCACAUAGCCGUUUGAAGUUAAAGAAAGGAUCAGUCAUGGUUGGUCCUGUGGAGGCAAGAGCAGUAGAUGAGUCUCAAGGCUUUUCCUUCUUUUGUUUAUCUCCAAGUUGUGCCUUCAGCACACCAGAAGCUUCAACUUUCCUGAAACACAUUGAAAAACAUUCAGAGAAACCAGUGUCAGCUCCUUGCAGUGUGUGUGAUGAAGGAGGCAAUAUUUUAAGAGACUUAAGGUCUUCCUUUAAUCAUCUUGUCAAGUAUCACUUAGUGGAAGUGGAAGAAAGCAACAAAGAAAGUGCUGGAACAUCAUCUACAUCAUCAAGUUCUGCAAUGUCUUCAGGCAAGCCACUGCUGAUAAGACCUCGAAAGAUGCCCGGUGAUGUCCUCUCAGUGGCAGAGAAAUUUCAACAUGGUGUUGAAAGAAGUGGUUUGCCAUCUCUUGUCAUCUCCAGUGUCAUAAGCUUGUCUAAGGAUCACACUCCAGAUGGGACUCCAAUAGAAAUGCAGGGCCGUCUAGUAACUACCCCUGGCAGUGUAGAUGGAAGCAGAAAAUUUCUUACUGUCCUCAAGAAAGAUCCAACAAGCAUGUCGGAAAUGAUGAAAUUUGAAAAGAUUUGUCAUCUUUUUAAAUGCAUGGGUCAACAUUGUGCCUUCAGCUCAAAUAUAAAGGAAAUAUUUGCAGAACAUUACCAGAAACACCUCUUAAAGGAACUAAAACUUAAUGCACAUGCAGCUUCAGAAAUAUUUGAAUGGCAGAGAUGUGCUUACUGUGGAGACCUUAAAGACUCUGGAGAGGAUUUAGUUGACCACAUUCUGAUACAGCAUGCUGUUCUGAAAUACCAAUGCUCCGGUUGUUUUUAUAGAGCAGCUUCUAUUGCCUGUGUCAUCUUUCAUCAGACCAAUUCACAUUGUAGUAAUGUAAUGGUGUUUGAAUGUACCUUGCCACAAUCUGUUAGUGAACAACAGCUAUCUCAACUGUCUCAAAGAUCGCUGCAAACUGACCAUAUUCAAGUCUAUAGAUGUGGUCAAUUUUGUGAUCGAGGAGAAUGUGGGAAAGUAUGUGUGUCAUCAGAGGAAUUUACUUCACAUCAGCAAUCACAGCAUCCCUCUGAUAACAUAUUUUACUGCAAAGAGUGUGGCCUUGGUCUGGAUAGUUCAUCAAAAUUAAUACAUCAUUACAGUACUUCUCAUUCAUACAGAAAGUACCAUUGCUUGUAUUGUCAAAAAGCUUCAGAGACCAAAGAAGAAAUAAGUUGCCAUAUGUGUUUAGAUCAUCCAGAUCGAAAAAUGAUUGUGACAUCAAGAACACGCACUGAGGAGAUGAAUUCAUCCCCUAAAGUACUAAGGUUGCCCAGUGGCUAUGUGAUAGAAGUUCUUGAUCUGGAUGAUGUUUACUCCCAAUUUCCUUGUACCUUUACUGUUUCAAAGAACCAAGAAACAGAUAAUAGCAAUGACCCGAUUCUCUUUGACCAAAGCUAUACUGCACCCUGUCAUACCUAUGACAUAGGAUCUAAACUAUCAUGGACUGUCAAAUCAACUUGGCACACCUCCACCUCUCCAAAAAGUUUUCCUCAAAUUGGUGUUGAAGUUGGGACAGAGAAAUGGGACACAAAUCAGGACAUUCUAGAACUUAGUGGUAGAUUAUCAGAACAAUCACCAUUGGCUAUUACAAGUAGCAAUCUCUCUGAUGCUGAAGGAAAUUUAAAAGAAAAGGAUCCGAAUCUGAAGACUGAUCAGUUUGAUAAACCUUUGAGCAUUGUUAAAUCCAACAAGGACGAUAAUGUAACUAAUCUUUCUGGUUUGUCUUUAUUUGUCUGUGGCUACUCAGGUUGUCUGUUUAGAGGGGAAACGGCAUCUGCCCUUAAAAACCAUUUGCCCAUUUGCGACUUUGCACAAGAUGCUGGGACUUUGUCAUGUGUGCAUUGCAAAAAAGAUUUUAGAAAUCCAUCUACCUUGCUAGAGCAUAUGCCAAAGCAUGGUGUUCCCCGUUAUGUAUGUGGUUUGUGCGAUGAUUUCCGAACAACCCACCCAACUAUUGCUCAUAGGCAUGUUCGAAAUGUUCACAAAUUAGCUGCAAUUGAUAUGGUUCCUUCAGAUCCGGACAACCCAGAUGGAAUUCUUAUUCUACGUCCAAAGGACAAUGUAAGAAAGAAAGUUAAGACUAAAAUUCAGCAAUCAGUAUGUAAUAAAACAAGCUUUGGACCUGAAGAGAAACAUGAACUUCCCUUAUCAGCGGUUUUUACCUGCAAUGUUUCCUGUAAAGUUUGCAAUUAUGCUACUAAAGUGCGAAGUAACAUGUUGAGGCACUUGGAACAGCAUGAAUCUGGGUGUGAGCCCUCUCCAGUUCCUGUCCUUAAUCCUGUUCCUUGUCUGGAACGCAAUGAGAAAAUGUUUGACACUAUGACAAACCAUGCCAUAAGCUCAACAAUACCUGUAAGACGUGAUAGCAAUGCCUUCAAGGUUCUUGAUGAGCCAAAAUUUGUGCCUGAGAACCAGAGAUUUGUGUGCUGUGCCCCAGCAUGCCAACAGAUUUCAUCAGAUGAUGCUAUGUUACGCCACCAUAUUCGUGUUCUACAUCCAGAAAUUCUUGUUUAUAAAUGUCCUCACUGUCCAGAAUAUGAGAGUGAUAGUAGUAAACAACCUAUCAUGGUUGAAAAAUUGGGCUCUCAUCUGAAAAUGCAUGACAGUAGACUAUACAGCUGCUUAGGUUGCAGUUAUUACCAUUAUCAAAGGCACAUUGUGGAACGUCACACUGGUGAAAAGCAUCCAGAUCAGAAGCUCAUUAGAAUAGUAAGGGAGCCUCAACCAGAUGGUCCUAUGGAUACAGAAAAUUUAGUUGACAUUGAGUCCGAAAUUAUGGGCACUGAAGGCAUGUAUGAGUGUUCCUUGUGUUCUCUCAAAGGCAAUAAAGCAGAAGUGAUGGGUCACAUGGCUACUAUUCAUCGUAUUCAUGCCCAGUACAAAUGCACUUUGUGCAACUUUCGGGCAAAUGCUAGAGUCCGUUUUAAUCCCCAUUUUACUAAACGCCACCCAAAUGAUAAAGAAGCUUUCAUUGAAGUGUUCCGUAAGUGUAAAGUGGAGAAACUUAAUGAUGAAACACCCCAACCACUUUCUGAAAAUUCUACCCCUCCUGUGGAGCGAGUUGUCUUUGAUUCAACGCCAUUAUGGACAAGAAAUUCACCACGUGUCCGUCAUUUAAGAGGAAUCCUAUUUGAAGAAAACAGUGUGAAGCCCAGGGAAAUUGAGCAUACUGAAUCAAGGAAGGCAGAGCUAGCAUUGUCAGUUCGCAAUAAGCGUCCCUCAAAUGCACUUAGUGGCGAGGACACUACAGUUAACAAGAGGGGGAAAAGGGAUGAUGCCUCUUUUACUUGUGCCAAAUGCCUGAACAAAUUUCCAGUUCACGAAGAAAAUAAUUUCCGGGAACAUCUGCGGUCUCAUUUCAAUAGUGAUGAUUUGAGAUAUCAAUGUGUAAGAUGUUUGAAAAGUUUUCCAUCUAUUGAUGAGGGAAUAACUCAUGUCACAGAUAUGCACCAAAGACUCUUCACUGCAUCAGAUAUAGUUGAUACUCAUUCAGAAGAUCAUAUUAAUAUGGAUAUCACCCGUCAAAUGCUUGAAUUUGGAUUACCUGUUGAAGCUACUUUGAGCAGGGCUACCUCAACUCUAGGCUAUUCCCCUAGUAAAAAUAGUUCUCCUCUUCAGACAAGUUCAAACCGAAGAUUGUCUCCAAGAGGUUCUGUUGGAAGCAUUACACCAAUCACUUCACCUGUUUCUGGUACACCCUGCGUAUCUCCUAAAAAAUUUGAUUCUGUGAAAGGUAUUAAAGCUCUAGGUUCGAGAUCAGUUUUAAAGCCAAUGACACAAACUGUAUCCCAGUUUGAACAACCAAUGGAAUUGGGAACAAAACUAAGCCCAAAAACAAAACAUGCAGCAAACCCACAAGCGGAUUGUUGGAUAAAUGUCGAAGGUGAAGACAUUGAAGUAGACGAAAGUGCUCUGGAGGAAGAUAUUGAGGAAGUAGAGGAAGAAGAAACUAGUUCUGAAGAAAAUCAAUUACUAAUGAGUGGAAAUUUAGAAGAGUUUAAUAUUGAGCAGCAACCUUCUUCCUCUGCUGAAGGUUUGGAAUGUAAGUACAAAGAUACACAUGGCUGUGCAUUUGUCAGUAAAAGCAAACAAGAAUCUCAAUAUCAUGAAAUGAUGCACUGGGAGAUAAAGCCCUGGAAAUGUGGUGGUUGUGCAUAUCAAGCUAUAAAACAAUCAUCUGUUAGACUACACAGUUCAAAGGUACACCAAGGGUUGGAUUUGAAACCUGUUAAAAAUAAUUUGCCACCCUCUCCUAAAAUUUUACCGCUACCCAACCAGCGAAAGAAAAUUGGGUCAGCAACAGGAGUUGGGUCGACAGGGCAGAUGACUUUAUCUCUGGAUGAAAAACUUUCCGAAGUGAAAAUGGCUGACAUUGCAGAUGUUGAAGAAAUAUUUAAGAAUGUUCAUGUGCUGCGCUGUUGUUUUUGUAGACUAAGGGAAACAUCACUUACUCGUCUAUUUAUUCAUUGGCAAUCUUCUCACAAAAGUAACAAGUCAUUUUCUGAGAAAACUCCUGAUGGACGGAGCAUUGUCCCUUUCAAGUUUAAAGAGGUGAAACCGGGUGCCAAGGGAAUAGAAACAAUGGCAUUUAAAUGUGGUUUGUGUGCCAAAUCGGGCACAAUAAAAUUGCUUCUUGAUCAUUAUCCAUCUCGUCAUCCGGGAGAGAAACUAAGAAUUUCUGAGCUAAUACAUAAUAGAGUUCAGUGCUCUAUGUGUCCGCGACAAUUCAGUGCAAAAGCAUCCCUUAAUCACCACUUUCUGUCUGAGCAUCCUGGUGAAGAAGUUAGCUCAGUUAAAGUUAAGACAACAGAUAUGUCUGAUGAUCUCCAAACAAACAUGGCAUGCCUCUAUUGCUCCGAACCUGUGAAAUCAGCCUUGGAAAUGAAAGAUCAUCAUUUGAAUUUCCAUUCUCAUCUAGAUGCACAAUAUAUUGAAUUGGAUAGCAGUGAACCUGCACAUCAGUUUCCAAUUAAGAGAGCGGUGGCAAGGAAAUCCACCUCUAGAUUUCGUGCAGUCGCAAGAAAGUCAACUGGUGGUAGAAAAUGGCACAACAUGAGGACCUCUCCCACAAAUGUCACUGUGUCAAGUAGCAACACAAAUUCUGACUCAGACGAUGAAUUAAAUACUUCCUGUGAAGAUGACUUGGACGAAAAUAAUAUCAGCUGUUCCAUGAUGAUAGAGGGAAUAAGUAUGAGAGUCAGCCUGGCUACACUAUCAAAGUAUUCCAACAUUUAUCCAACCAUAGUAUUGAAGAAAUUGGCCCUUUAGUUGUCAUCUCUUAAUUAAUGCCUGGUUGAUUCCCGUCAGCGUGCCUUUAAUUUUCAUUGAGAUCCAUGUAUGUUAAGUUUUAUUGAAUGACUACAGUCACUAGUGCAUCUCCCUCCCCUUUCUAUGUAUAGUUUUGAGGUCAAUAAGAUUCGUUGAUUUUUUAUUUCAGUUAUGAGUACAAUCUAAUCAUGUUAAAACCUCUUCAAUCUUAUUCAAUUUUUUGUUCCUUUACCCUGUAUACUAUGUUAAAGCAGAUGUUAGCAUGUUACCAAAGAUAUCAAUGCUUUGGCUUGGUGCUAGUGAUGGUUAGUGAGUAGAAGGAAUUUUAUCCUUUGUGUCAAAUGAGCGUAAAGGAAUAUUCUUAGUAUUCCUGUUUAUCAUUCCAUUUCCAGUGAUGCACAAUGUAUUGAAUAAAUUUAUUCUUCGAUAGGAAA
Molecule: messenger RNA, 13240 nt
Organism: Frankliniella occidentalis (western flower thrips)
Lineage: Eukaryota; Metazoa; Arthropoda; Insecta; Thysanoptera; Thripidae
Exons: 33
Coding region: 216-12806 (4196 amino acids)
Biological process (GO): regulation of transcription by RNA polymerase II
Cellular component (GO): nucleus
Molecular function (GO): RNA polymerase II transcription regulatory region sequence-specific DNA binding; DNA-binding transcription factor activity, RNA polymerase II-specific
Source: RefSeq, a predicted model, not a curated record